Messenger RNA from Exophiala viscosa, 1727 nucleotides. RefSeq lists its product as uncharacterized. Lineage: Eukaryota; Fungi; Ascomycota; Eurotiomycetes; Chaetothyriales; Herpotrichiellaceae. Gene Ontology annotation, cellular component: SAM complex; ERMES complex. Gene Ontology annotation, biological process: protein insertion into mitochondrial outer membrane; phospholipid transport; establishment of mitochondrion localization. The transcript has a single exon. Bases 160 to 1653 code for a protein of 497 amino acids. The record is from RefSeq and is a predicted model, not a curated record.
AUCAAUACCAAGGUUCAUUUACUCGUAGUUGUUGCUCCCACUGUAUCUCCGUCGUCAAGACAUACCUGGUCCAGUCAUAUCGUCUGGUCCAGAAGUGUAUGAAAUCUCGAUGCAUCACGACCUAAGAUAGCGCCCUACGCGCUUUUCCACCCACACAAAAUGAUUGAUUUCAUGGACUACAUAGUUCAUGCGUUCGGUACCUCGACCGACUGGAACAAAGACAACAGCUACUCGUCCUUGACCGCAAUUUCCGACGCUAUCGUCUCCUUCGAGACACCCUCCACUCUCGCACUGCAUGUCUCGUCCUUGAGUACACCCAAUUUCGCAACGAGUUACACCCUCUCAACGUUAGGUCAGAUUGAUGGCUCGAUAUCGUACCUCUACUCGACGGUCCCACUUGCGCACAUCUCCUCGCAGACGACGAGUAUACCGCUGCAUCAACUGGUACGAGGGUACAGGGAUAUCCGGCUGCCGAUCGGUGUGCAGGAAAAGAGACAGCCACUAAGCAAAGAUGAGAGGAAACCAACACUGCUGCACGCGACGUUGGCUCUGCCCCCUCCGUCCGUCUUGACGGGCUUAUACGCCCGGCGCGUCAAUCCAGACACGCUCCUCUGUUUGUCGCUGUACAGCAAAUCACUCAGCAGUCCAGUCGUGCAUGGUCCACCACCUGCAUCGGUACUCGCACACGUCCAGCACGAUACAGGCCGGUAUUCAGUCGAAGGUCUGGGAUCCACGGAUAAUGCAUUACUCGGAAUUCGGGGUCUAUGGAAUUUCGGUGUCGCGCCGGAACCAUCCUCGCAGGACGAGGAUAUAGUCGUGGGAGAUCUGACGGACUUUCCUACUGGUUUACCACUCCCGCCACAACUCAAUGCUAUGACCGCUUACCACAACCGCCUCGCAUCGAAACCCUCGCUUCUGUCUGCUGGAGCAGAAUUCUACUACAGUCCCUUCUCCCAUGUUAUAGGACUCUCGACGGGGUUGCGCUUCACGACGCUGGCACCGCAUAUCACACCUUCAGAUCCCCCGUCUCGCCUUAGUCCAACAUCACCGAACAAACCACUGGCCGGCACAUCCGCUUUGUUGCUGUCGAGCGCAGGCCAAAGUCUCCUCACACCCUCUGGCAUUUCGCACUCGUCGUUUCCGUAUACCAUGACAUUGACAUGUACUCCGCUCACGGGAUCCAUAUCAUCAACGUACUCUGUCCGACCGACGCCGAAUUUGGCAUUGUCAUCACGCUUCGAUUUCAACUUCUACUCAUGGGAGUCGCGGUACGUGGUUGGCGGGGAGUUGUGGCGUCGCGGCAGGACCGCAACCACCACUGACCAGAGUGACAAUAUCACGUGGGCAAGGACACGGACACAAGACUGGUUCACAAGGGCCGAGCGCGAUCUCAAGGAACAACGCGUCCAAAGGGAAGAAGAGAAUGUGUUGAAGUUCCGGUUCGAUGAUGGCUGGAAUGUCAAGGCUUUAUGGACGGGGAGGGUCAAAAGUCUGCUUGUGAGCGCUGGGGUGAGUGUCUCGCCGAUAGUUCGAAAUGCUUCAGCCCCAAUCUCGCUUGGUUCUGUUGUCGCGAGGUCCAGCGAUGGUGAUGGGGGUGUAAGCAUUAAGAGGUGGACGGGCAGCGUGGGUGUCAGUGUCGCUUAUUCUACGUGAUACACAAUUUGCUUGUCAUGCAUAGCGAAGGUCAUAGACACGGUUUGAUUUGAACAUGGAGCCAAAAAUAUACC